This is a messenger RNA of Aplosporella prunicola CBS 121167, 270 nucleotides long. RefSeq lists its product as uncharacterized. NCBI's taxonomy places the organism in Eukaryota, Fungi, Ascomycota, Dothideomycetes, Botryosphaeriales, Aplosporellaceae. Gene Ontology annotation, molecular function: NADH dehydrogenase (ubiquinone) activity. Gene Ontology annotation, biological process: ATP synthesis coupled electron transport. The record is from RefSeq and is a predicted model, not a curated record. The coding region runs from base 1 to 270 and encodes 89 amino acids. The transcript has a single exon.
AUGUAUAUUUCAUUUAUGAUUUUUUUAGUAGGAAUUUUAGGAUUUGUUUUAAAUAGAAAAAAUAUAAUUUUAAUGCUUAUUUCUAUAGAAAUAAUGUUAUUAUCUAUUACUUUUUUAAUUUUAAUUAAUUCAUUCUAUUUUGAUGAUAUUUUAGGACAAACUUUUGCUAUUUAUAUAAUAACUAUAGCAGGAGCCGAAUCAGCUAUAGGUUUAUCUAUACUUGUGGCUUUUUAUAGAUUAAGAGGUAAUAUCACAAUUGAAUUUAAAUAA